GUAAUCCUAAUCUGUCGGAUCUAAUCAGUAGUAAAAUUGGAGAGGAAUGGAUGGUUCAUUUGGAUCAGCUCCAGAAGUUGAAGCCAUUGGUGAAUGACCCCACGUUCGUGAGGGCCGUUCAGACUGUGAAACAAGAGAAUAAGUUGAGACUUUCGGAUCUUCUCUACAAACUGUAUGGCAUUCAAGUAAACCCGUCGUCAAUAUUUGACGUUCAGGUCAAACGCAUCCAUGAAUAUAAGCGACAACUUCUUAAUUGUCUUUAUAUGAUUGCACUCUACAAUCGCAUCAAACGAGACCCGACCGCUCCCUUUGUUCCCCGAACUAUAAUGGUUGGUGGCAAAGCAGCACCUGGAUAUCACAUCGCCAAACAGAUAAUCCGUCUCAUCAAUCACGUGGCGGCUGUCGUUAAUAAUGAUCCUGUGGUCGGAGACAAACUUAAGAUUAUAUUCCUCGAGAACUAUAGGGUUUCAUUUGCCGAGAAAAUUAUUCCCGCGACUGAUUUGAGUGAACAGAUCUCUACCGCCGGAACAGAGGCCUCCGGAACAGGAAAU
Molecule: messenger RNA, 551 nt
Organism: Oppiella nova
Lineage: Eukaryota; Metazoa; Arthropoda; Arachnida; Sarcoptiformes; Oppiidae
Source: the annotation of a GenBank genome assembly